Molecule: messenger RNA, 4846 nt
Organism: Dermacentor albipictus
Lineage: Eukaryota; Metazoa; Arthropoda; Arachnida; Ixodida; Ixodidae
Product: nose resistant to fluoxetine protein 6-like
Molecular function (GO): acyltransferase activity, transferring groups other than amino-acyl groups
Source: RefSeq, a predicted model, not a curated record
AGCGCAUUUCCGAAGAGGAACCAGUGGCUCUACUUUUUUGACGGGUGAAGGGUGACCGACGUAGGUACGGUGCGCGGAGUCGCGUGGUAGACGGCAUCGAAUUCGCUUCGGAAGCUUUACAGCGUAGGACGAGGCUGACAUUACUAGGAGAAAGAAACCACCGCUGCGAAGGAGAGGAAAAAAGAAAGGAAGUCCCAUCAACGUGGAGUUUCACUACCUGCGCGCUUCAGCGGGUUGAAACAUUUGAGGAGGAGCAAUAUUCGUACUUUGUCAGUCGCAGAUCUUAAUUUUUUUCCGGUUUUAGCGGAGAAAAGUUAUACUCGGCUGCCUUCUAAGAUCAGCGCUACGACGCGGGUGUUUUUUCUCCGUAGAACUGGAUAUAAUAAACACCUUUCCGUGGAGUGUCUCUCAACAAGCUCUGGGUCGUGAAAGACGCCUGCUUGCUCAGUCCUUAAAGGCGUUCGUCACAUCUAUACCGCAUUCCUAAAUCCGCGCAGGAAAGGACUCAAAGGCGACGAAGCGAGCAGUCUGGUAUUAGUAGCAGCGCAGUGCCGAGCAUUGAGAAACACGAGUCUCUCGAGAUGGCCUUUUCACCCAGGCUCCUUCGUAAUCGGCCUUCCCUAGUCGUGAUUUCCGCGGCGUUGAUCCUGUGCGGACAGGUAGCGUGGUCUGCCAACGUCGAUGUUUCACCCUCUAUAGGAGGCCUAGCUACCGCCGGCAAGGGUGUCUUCUCCGCGGCCGCAGCUUGGGACCCGACUUCGAUCGCGCCGACAACGCCGACGACGACAACUACUUCGACACGUGCGCCGAACAUGAUGGAUAGGGCUCGGGUGCUGAUCGCCGAGGCCAUGCGAUCGGCCGAAGGCUCGCCGCUGGUGCGUCGACUCGUGAGGACAGAGGUGUCGCCCGAGUGCACCAUAGGCCUGCUGCGGUUUAUGCGCGACAUCCGAAAGCUGGAGCCCUGGGCUGUAAGACUGAUUGAUGCGAGCGGCAAGUACCCCACUGGGCUGUUCCAGGGCACGAUCUCGGACAUCGGCGCCUACGACGAGUGCGUCGAGACGGUGGUGCACGACCAGUUUGGUCACGUGCAAGUGAGCGGGCAGUACUGCAACAUAUACAUCAAGCUUGUCAACGACACGUCCCUCUUCGACCACAUGCUGCCCGCAUUCCUCAUGACCAACAAGCGGACUACGGAGCUCUUCCAGCUUCUCGAUGACGAUCGCGUCAGAGGCCUCCGUGUGGGAAUAUGCACCAUGUCUGACUGCUCCAAAGAAGAUAUCCAGGCCAUUGCGAACACAAUUGGCGAAGGAAUAGCCAAGGUCACAGUGAACGACUGCGUCACCGGGGAGCCUGUGCCCAUCACGCCCUUCCAGAUAACGCUCAUAGCCCUGGUACUUGUGAAUGUCCUCUUACUGAUCUGCAGCACCUCGUUUGACAUGUACGCCAAGAAGAAGAACAUGAAGAGAACAAUCGUGGUGAAGCUGCUGUGCGCCUUUUCGGUGACCCGGAACACAAACAUCCUGCUGUACGUGUCGAGGAACACCCAGUCAGAGCAGUACUGCUACCGGUUCCUGCAUGGCCUUCGUUUCUUCAGUUUGUUCUGGAUUGUCCUCGGCCACACGUCCAUGGCAUUCGACCCCGUAAUCUCUAGGUUUGCGAACGUCCUGGAAGCCACGGGAACCUGGUACUAUUGCACCUUUUCAACGGCCUUCCUCAGCGUUGACACAUUUUUCUUCCUGAGCGGAUUUCUCUUGGCUUACAACGUGAUCAAGGUGGAUUUGGACGCCUGGAUCAUCAUUGCGGUCGCUGUGACUCGUCGGCUUAUCAGGGUCAUGGUCCCCGUCGCCUACGUAAUCCUGGCUUUCUUUCUGGUGCCUCUGCUCUUCUCGGGUCCCAACUCGAAGUUACUCUUCGACAGCUACUACGAAGAAAGUUCCCAGCGUUGGUGGCAGCUGCUUCUACAAAUCCGCAACUUCUACAAUUCCACUGAUAUGGAAUGCUUCGCCCACCUUUGGUACCUGUCCACUGACUUCCAGUUGUUCGUCAUCUGCAUUUUCAUCUUGGCACUUCUGAGAAAGCGGCAAUCUUGGAUGAUGUGGACUUUCCUGGCCCUCUCACUCUUCUGUAGCGCAUUCUCUGCCUGGCAAAUGCAGACAGGAAGAUACCUGCCAGUCAUCCCCUCGGUGGUCGCAGAUCUCACGACAAUGGCAGAUACGUUCAACGAUGUCUACAUGAUGGCAACGUUCCACGGAGCGAGCUACUUCUUGGGAUGCGUCACCGUUCUCCUUUUGCAGAAGUACAAGAAGGCUGAGAUGUCGCUGGCUACAGAGGUCGUGCUGUGGUGCGCCAGUGUUGCCUGUGCGCUCACCUGCAUCUUAGCUCGUCGUCACUGGAACGCCGGCAUCGUGAACCCGGGUGCCUGGGAGGACGUGGCGUUCGCCUUCUUCGACCGACUGCUCUGGUCCGGUUUCCUGAGCUGGCUCGUCAUUGCUUGCGCACGCGGCCGAGGAGGUUUUAUCUGUAGUUUCCUGUCAUGGGGCGUCUUUGUGCCACUGAGCCGGCUAUCGUUCGGCGUGUACCUCGUCCACCUGCCGUACUUCGUAGUCAUGUGCUUCGUCUCAAGGGAACGGAUUUACUACUCUAUGCUCGGAGUGAUAUCGACGACGUUCUCGAUCUUCGUGUGGAGCUGCCUGAUGAGCUACUGCCUGUUUAUCCUGUGCGAAUGUCCAACGGGCGUCAUCGAGAAGACCUUCUUGGCCUUUAAUGGAAUAGAGAAGACUGUGCACGGACGCCAUCAACCUAAGCACGGUGGUGUGGCCGGCAGCAAGGGCUGGGCCACCGCAAACGGCAAGAAGGCGCACCACAUCAUACCUACGGUCGUCGUGGGACAGGAGCCAUCUUCUCCGGCAGCCGGCGUUGGCACUGCGUUACCGGAGGUAACGCCGCAGUCGUGCCGCUUAUGAGCCACUGGGACACUUUAACUAUCACUCCAGCUCAUCGAUAUGAACUGUUUUUCACACCUGCGACGAGAAAAGCCUGUGGCAUGCUCUUCGUAAUCACACAUUUCCCGUGCUGUCCACGUGCAUGCCUGCGACCUCGCCGUGCGACCCCUUCGAUUCGCUCAAGGACUUAAGGCGUGUGCGCAUGUGGUUGUGUAUGCGGCUUAUGCACCUGACCGGAGGGGUGGACAACCCGAAGCCAAAGAAGAGCCAGUGAAAUAACGCAAGUGACGUUCACGUGAUAAGGCAGGCUUUGCCGGCCUUGUUGAACACUUGAGAGUGACAAUUGUUCACGGCGUGUACUCUUCGCCUGUGCUGUGAAAUAACUUCGAACGGGUAGUUUCCACAGUGCUGAUGCUUCAAGCGCCAUCCGAGUUGUUUGCCCUAAUAUCCAGAAAGGAGGAUAUUCAGGAGGCAUGCAUUAGUCGCGAUUCAAAAUGUAUUGUGAAAGUCAUGAAGGGUUGAGGUGAAGCCAGUAUACCUGUUGCUCUCAGUCGAGCUCGCGCUUUUUGCAAAUGUUAUGUGCUACCAUGUGAAGAAGGGAUAAAGAAGGUAGGCUUGUCCUUGUAAAACAGUGUGAGCAAUAAUUCACCCAUUCAUAAGAUUCAGUGCAGGUCAGCAUUUAAUUCAUGACGGGGCUAUCGUUUGGGACGGACUGCGCCGGCGUCAUGAGACCAUCGUCAUCGGCCACUGCCAUACGCAGUGGUGGCGCGGCAUCUUCAACUUUAGUGCGGAAUUAAAAAAUGUUAGAGGGAACGGCAACGCUAAUCACGAUCCUAUUAAGUGUUGGCUCUGCUUAAAAGAAAUCUGAGUUUUCCUUUGAAAUUUAAUAAACACUGGACAGGUGAGUGAGGAUCCACUUGUAGCAUGGCGAGACAUAGCAACUCACAUAGAGACUCGCAUAUUUUGGGUGUCAUAAUAGCGCCGCCCUUGUAAAAUAAUCAUAACAUUAAGGUCAUCGCAAUAUGUGCAGUCAGCAUGGCUGCUGUUGGGUAUGAUAUCUAAUCCUGAACCUUGUAGUCAGUUUAAAAAAUAUAUUGAAAUUCAUUGUGAUUGGUGUUGUUUUGCUUAGGAUGGUAUCGGUCGCUUCGUCAGUUUGAGUCCUCAAAAUAGGGUGCUUCACGUCUAGUGAGUCCUAAAAAGUUGUUUUCGCUUUUCUUGCAUUUUGGCACCUUGAAUACCAUGCACAAUGUCAUGUUCUGUCUUUGUGAACGCUAUAAUUGCUUUGUGCCGUAUUAUUUAACAUAGGUCCAUAGUAAAAAGCUGCUGAAAAGUCUUCUAGUUCAAUGCGAAUCUCUUGUGCUUUACGAAUAAGGGAUUACAGAGCGCUGGAAGGAGAUAAAGAAGUUCUGGACCUUGAAACGUUCAGAACACUGAACAAAAAAAUACCAUCUCAUGUCACAUAGCAACAAAGCUAUAUACAGGGUAUUCAUCAAGCUCCCAAUGUCCCAUGCAUUUAAUCACAUACGAUGUUUAUAGACACAUGUAGUGCGGAUGGUGCUGCUACAUAUCACGGGCAGUAGCGCUCCAUCGAUGACGGUGUGUCGUGAAUGUGCACUAGUCUUUCUAAUUUCAAGACACCUAGGAGCACUCGUUUCUUUCGGUUUUCCAGCAUGCCGCUGGUUAAAAACUCAAUAGUACCCAAAUUAGCGAAACGGGUUCGAUGAAACACUCAUAGAUGAAAACGGUUUCAUAUUUUAUAGCUAACUCGGCUUUAUUAAAUGCAGUAACUUACUAUGUCCUAGCAUCAUCGUGAAUAUGUUGUACAUACAGAACACUUUUAUGUUGUAAAAAUUUACUUUUCAUUCAAAACUCUCAGCGAAAUAAACUUGAAUAUGCGACUGCAA